GAGAAUGCUUGUUCACUAUCCAAUAUCAAUAUCGCACUGUUGCACAUGUUCGCACCACUCUAUCGCCAAGCACAUUUCCCGCACGGAGCUCAAUGUCACGGAGGCCCGUUCCCUGAACUGUAUACCAAAAAUAUACCUUUUGAGUAUGGCUCACAUCUGAAUAGGUGAAUAGGAUAUAUAUCGCGCUCUGGGGAUACGAUCUGCAAGCACACCAUUCCUAGAAACUUGCCGAUCCUAGCUCUGCGAAUAUGAAAAUAGAUUGGGACAAGGUCGAUCAACCCGAGAUCGUGCUUCAGAGGUUCCCAAGCAGACGAUCGGUGGUCUAUGGCACCAAAGGCGUUGUUUCAUCCUCACAGCCGCUGGCUACAGAAGCUGGCCUUGAGAUCCUGAGGAAAGGAGGAAACGCCGCGGACGCUGCAGUAGCCACUUCAGCUGCUUUGAACGUAACGGAACCUAGCUGUUGUGGUAUCGGCGGAGAUGCGUUCUGUCUGUUCUACGACGCGAAGGCUAAAACCGUCAAGGCUUUGAAUGGUUCUGGUCAUUCGCCGUCUAAACUUACGAUAGAUUACGUUCGGUCGAUUGGCGUAGAAGGAAAUAGCAUUCCCUUAACGAAUCUAAACUCUGUCACCGUUCCGGGGGCCGCCGCUGCAUGGGUCGAUACGGUUGAGAAGUUCGGCAAUGGGAAUGUGACUAUAGCCGAUGUUCUUGGCCCCGCCAUUCGGCUCGCAGAAGAGGGUGUGCCUGUAACCGAGAUCAACGGUUUCUCUUGGAAGCGAUCAGAAAGGCUUCUGCAGACAGCAUCUCCUAAUGGCGAUGAAAUGCUCCUUAAUGGCAAAGCACCUCAUCCCGGUCAAAUUAUUCAACUUCCAAACCUUGCAAAGACAUUUCGCUCAGUAGCGGAACAUGGAAAGGAUGGUUUCUACAAGGGAAGAAUUGCAGAAGCCAUCGUUGAGCUCAUUCAGAGCAAUGGCGGUGUUAUGGAACUUGAAGAUCUUGCUAAGCACGAGACAACGUUCGUCGAACCCAUCAAGUAUACGUUCAAUGAUGAGGUCACAGUGUAUGAGUGUCCACCAAAUGGACAAGGAAUCACAGCGCUUCUUGCACUCGGAAUACUAGACAAUAUCGAAGCGCAGGGCAAGAUUGGUUCACUCCUGGAGCUGGAACACAACUCGGCGCCAUACUUGCACGUCUUGAUCGAAUCUCUUCGGCUGGCUUUCGCUGACAGUCAAUACUACGUAACUGAUCCAGAUGUUCACCAUAUACCGGUGGCAGAGCUGCUGAGCAAGGAAUACUUGGCCUCCCGUGCCAAACUCUUUGAUCCAGCCAAGACUAACCCUCAGAUUGUUCAUGGAAACCCCGUCAAUUCAUCCGACACUGUCUAUUUCUCUGUUGUUGAUCAAUGGGGGAAUGCAUGCAGCUAUAUUCAAAGCAACUACGCUGGCUUCGGAACGGGAGCGAUCCCCAAGGGAUGCGGCUUUACACUUCAGAAUCGCGGAUCAAACUUCAACCUAACACCAGGCCACCCUAACGCCCUAGCUGGUGGGAAGCGUCCAUACCAUACUAUCAUUCCUGCCAUGGCCCUGCGAGGGGAUGAACUGUUCCUGAGCUAUGGUGUCAUGGGAGGCUUCAUGCAGCCUCAAGGUCACGUUCAAGUCCUGUUGAACAUGCUCCGUGGUUUCACUCCUCAAGCAGCACUUGACGCACCACGUUUCUGUAUUUCGGCCGGUAGCCCAGAGACUCAGAGCCAGCAGACCGGUCAGGCUGGGGACAUAAACAGCGAGGUUUACAUCGAGGAAGGCAUCCCUAACGGGGUGAUUGCAGAACUUAAAGCUAUGGGACAUGACGCUCGUCGUGUAAGUGGUUUUGCGCGAGGCAUGCUAGGGCGAGGACAGAUCAUUCAGAAGAUCAACGACCAGAGUGGAAGGACCGUGUGGGCUGCAGGGUCAGAUCCUCGCGCAGAUGGUCACGCUGCUGCACAAAUAUAAACAUACGUGGUGACUGUAAAAAUAUACCCGUUUAGCACAUUUCAUAGUCAAGAUAGAGAGUCCAAGAUGAGUUGAAAUUGAAGAUUGUCUAUAGAAUACAUAACUGCGCCGAGUACAAAAUAAUGUCCUGGAAAAACC
This is a messenger RNA of Somion occarium, 2123 nucleotides long. The record is from the annotation of a GenBank genome assembly. NCBI's taxonomy places the organism in Eukaryota, Fungi, Basidiomycota, Agaricomycetes, Polyporales, Cerrenaceae.